UGAAUCUUGAACUAUGGCUGCUGCCGCUCCGACGACGACCGACGACUACGCCGCCUUUUUGGCAUUGCAUGAAGCGCAAUUGCAGGCCAUUGCCGUGCCAGUCCACCUCUGGCCAUCUUUGCACGCCAAGCUGAGCCGCGAAGUGUUCGACGCGGGGUCGUACUUCCAGUUGGCCAAAGACGAAGACGGCGACUUGCACGCGGUGGUGCUGCAAGACAUCGAUCCGUCGGAUGAUCCCAACGCGAUUUUUCUCAUUGAUCACGCGUGGACGUUCACCACCGACAACAACAAGCCCCGCGACAUGCUGACCAACGUGCCGUCAUUGCUGGGCCGCAUGGAAAACCUCAUGCAUAUCGCGGUCGCGGACGCCGCCGAUAUCGACGCGCGCAUCCACGUCGUGCUGCAAACUAUGUGGAAGUUUGUCAACUCGUACCGGCUGGGCCACCUCAAGCCCGAAGAGGCGGCGACCAUUUGGUACGUGAUGGACGAAUUCGGGUCGGCCAUCGAGCACAGCGACGACCCGACGUUUCGCAUGGCGCCGUUCUAUUAUGCGAAUGCUCAGUGUGCGUUUUCGCUGUUGUGGCCCACGGAUCGAGUGGAAGCGCAUGACUUUGCAACGUUGAAUUACGUGGCAGCACGAGACGACGACACGCUCACGGCCCUCUGCAGUGCCUUGUUUUACCCCGACGGACAAGCGUACUCAAGUGAGUUGGCCGAGAUUGUCGCCCGCCGUCGCCUCCAUCACUCGGAUAGCCACCUCCACAACGAAACCCAGUUUAACCGCGACAACGAAUCUGUCCCUACCGAGACGGCGUCCAACACGAACGAACUGCCGACGCCCAUCAAGAUCUGGACUGAUUUAAAGUUGAUGUUCGAACAUUUAACCGACCCCCGCUUUGAAUUUACCGACAACGAAGCGGAGGCGCAUGUCGUGUGGCCUACGCGGCACAUCAAGGACUACGUGGCCUUGUAUAACAACCCAAAUGUCCACGUGUUCAAUCAGUUCCCCAACGAAAAGAUCUUGACCUGCAAAGAUUUGCUGUACGAGACCUGUCGUCGCGCCAACAACAACCAGCAACCACCGUACAUGGCGCUGACGUUUAACAUGGAGACCGAGUUUCCAGAACUCAUGCAAGAGUACAUUCGUCGCGACCAAGCUGGUUUGGACAACGUGUGGAUUUGCAAGCCGUGGAACCUGGCGCGGUCGUUGGACACGGAAAUUGCUACGACGUCGGCGCAGUUGGCCAAACUGGCGCAAACUGGGCCCAAGGUCGCGUGCAAGUACAUCACCAAGCCAUUUUUGAUCAAGCAGCGCAAGUUUGAUUUCCGCUUCUUGGUCAUGUUGGUGGACACGGAGCCGCUGACUUUGUACGUGAGUGGCGUGUACUGGCUCCGCAUUGCCAACAAUCCGUUCACGAUGGACCGGUUCGACGACUUCCAGACGCAUUUCACAGUCAUGAACUACACCGACUUCGGCGUGGAAAUCAUCAGUGUCGCAGAAUUUGAAGCCCAAUUCAAGCUGGAGUACCCGUUGGAGGACUGGGACGCGGUGAAAGCGGAUAUUUUCAAGUCGAUUCGGUCGCUAUUUGAGGCGGCCACCGCCAGCCCACCGCCGCUUGGUAUACAUAGCAAGCCAAGCCUCGCUUGGGUUGCUUUCGUUUGUGUGUUUAUCCUUCCUCUAUGGUUGUGUAGGCUUGGGUAAGUCGAAGAAGUCGCGCGCGCUGUACGGCGUGGACGUGAUGCUGGAAUGGACGGACGACGGCAAGAUCCAUCCUGUGAUUUUGGAGACCAACUUUCACCCGGAUUGCACUCGAGCGUGCAAAUACUUCAAGGACUUUUACAACGACUUGCUCAACGUGCUCGUGUUGAACAACCCUGACGCGGCUGUCCAUGGCAUCACCAAGUUAUGAGCUACCCACUCUCCUGUGACGAUGACGACUCGCAAUAUAGUGUGCAUUCAGUGCACGUUGGAUAGGGCUGAAUAACUUACGCACGCGUGAAUACAAGCUGCAUAGCAUACGAUAAA
Aphanomyces astaci is the source of this 2026-nucleotide messenger RNA. RefSeq lists its product as hypothetical. Lineage: Eukaryota; Oomycota; Saprolegniomycetes; Saprolegniales; Verrucalvaceae. The record is from RefSeq and is a predicted model, not a curated record. Bases 14 to 1702 code for a protein of 562 amino acids. Gene Ontology annotation, biological process: protein modification process. The transcript is spliced from 8 exons.